This is a messenger RNA of Coturnix japonica (Japanese quail), 5152 nucleotides long. It is a transcript of the gene TAGAP, whose product is annotated as T cell activation RhoGTPase activating protein. Gene Ontology annotation, molecular function: GTPase activator activity. Gene Ontology annotation, biological process: signal transduction; regulation of Rho protein signal transduction. The record is from RefSeq and is a predicted model, not a curated record. NCBI's taxonomy places the organism in Eukaryota, Metazoa, Chordata, Aves, Galliformes, Phasianidae.
GCGGCCUCGCCCAGCGGCCCGACGCCCAGCCGGCCGCGCUUCCAGACCCCAGGGCGAGGACCGAGGACCCCGGCCCGGGUGGGAGCGCCCUUGGAGCGAUGCAACAGGUGCGGCCCACGCCCCGUGCCCGGCCAGAAGCGGGAGACCCUCACCGCAACAUGGCGACCGGCACCGGCACCUGCCCCUGCCUCCUCUUCAAGCAAAAGGCAGAAUGGUUUUUUGUAUUAAAGCACGUUUUCAGCAUGAAAUAAAAGUCUGAAAAUCCACCUAAGUUUAAAAACUAUACAGUGAGCAGGCUGCUCCAGCUGGCCGUGCUCUGAGAUCAGGAUUGUGCAACCAACCAACCGAUUCGCAGACACGCAGAGAUGGAUGACACGCUGUCUGUGCCUAUACCCACCCUUCAUCCACUGCCCUGCUCCUGCACAGCCCCCAGGUGCUUUGCCUGCAGGAGCUGUGGCCUCCCGCCCGCUGGGGUGUGAGAACAGAUCGUAUUUACGUUGUCACAGGCAACGGACCAUAGGACACAGGUCUUCCGGUGUGCCGGCAAUGGCAUGUGGGUGAGCUGCGAGGGUAAGGAAACGUGCAGAUCCGAGCUGCUGUCUUCAACAUCCUCAUUUCAAGAAAGGAAGCUUCAAAACAAGAAGGGUGUAUCCACAGAAGCACUGAAACUACAAAACCUCAGGAGAACUUGAAAGUUCACCCACACCGCCUCCACCCCCUGAAAAGCCGAGCAGCCUUCGUCUUCUCCUUCCAGACACGUUUGUCUGGCCAGAAGUGAGUUUUGUACCACGGAUUUCUGCCAGGCAGAACCGAGCUGUGACCAGCUGUCUGCCGCACAGUGACAUCCUGGGUCAGUGCUCCGUGGGACAGACUUGAUGUGCUUAUGCAAAGAACAGCUUUAAGGACGAAUUCAGCAGUGGAUGUGCAUCUGUGACACAGCCUUGUCCCCUGCAGACAAGAGGCAGAGCAUCCUCCAGGGGAAGCACUAGUGAGACCAGUUUAACAAGGCAGACAACUUUCCUGCUGGAUCCACUGCUGAAAUACUGCCAGUCCUUUGGUCCUCUGGUCCAGCCCCCUCCAUCAAGACUGGUGCCCUGAGUACCGUAUCCUAAUUCACUGUGUCAAUGUAGAGCCUGCACCUGCAUUUCACAAGUGAUGGCUUUUUUGAGCCACCUAACCUCACUGCUCCUUUUAAAGCAGCGCAGCGUUUAGAAAUCGGAGUGUUCUCCUUUCUAGUCAGCUCAUUUUAAAUUUCACAUCAGCAGUGAACAGCUCAGCGCCCAGUGUAACUUUGCCAGAUAAUCCAUUUCCAGCCUGUUUGAUGCUUGGAUUCUCAGGAGCUAAUUGGCACCUGCAAAGUGUGUGUCUGCUCUGCUUUCAGACAUUAAACUGCUCUCAUUAGUUCUGUAAAAAAACAUGUACAAAAACAUUUAUCUGUAUUUUGGCUAUUUCACUCCUCCUCCUUUUAGUUAUUCUUAGUGCAAGUCGAUCUGGCAGUGCAUCUUUAGACUGCACAAUCUCUGAUCUCUGGGAGCCAAAGAACAGACGGUGCCCACUGCCCUUUCACUGCCCACGCCACGGCCCCCUCUGCAGAUCCCACUUUGCAGCAGUGAUGCGAGAUGGAUCCUUUACCUGGCAAGUGGCUCAUCUUUUCCAUGCAUAACAGAUACAUGGUUUUAUUGGGGUGUUUUUUUUGCUCUCUUCUUCUUUAAGGGAAAAAAAAAAAACAAAAAACCCAACCAACACAGAGCUCCUCUAAAAGGAAAGAGGAAGCCAGAAAUGUCGCAGCAUCUCAGUCCUGCCCCAUGAUGCUUCUUCCUGCCUGUGAAUUUCCACCUGCUGUUCUGCACUAUAUAAGGCAGCACACGUGGGGUAGAACUGUUUAGUCGCCUGCGCCCGCCCAAAGGAUUAGCAGCAGGGGAACGAUGCUGCCUGCCUUGUCCUCUGCAGCCCACAGGAGGUGAAGGAGCUCCAGCGGGACUCGCUCCUUGGGCAAACAAAAGGACCUGAGGAACCAGACAGUGCAGAGCUCCUGCGAUUAAACUCCUAAUGAAAGUGCUAAGCAGCUGUAAUACCUCAAAGACACUAAAUGCUGGAAACAUGGAGAGUUUGAUUGAAUGCCCAUCAGAGGCUGAUGCCAAGAAAUGCCCCCUGUUGGGCCCAGCUGACACUGAGGAUGGACUUUGCCAGUCGGCGGCAGAUGGAACAAAGAAAAGAAAGAAGGUGAUAUCGUGGCCAUUUGCUCUGAGACGCACCUCCACCAGCGGGGAUUCCCCGGGGCAGCUGGACCCUGGCCUCAAGAUCACUUUGUUUGGCCAACCUCUGGCAAUUAUUUGUGGGGAAGACGACACUCUGCCCCAGCCAGUCCAGGAUCUCCUAACCAUAUUGUACAUGAAAGGACCUUCAACUGAAGGGAUAUUCAGAAAAGCUGCCAAUGAGAAAGCACGCAAGGAGCUGAAGGAGGAUCUAAACAAAGGCGGGAAUGUUGAUUUGGGAAGCAAAACUGUGCAUCUACUGGCAGUGGUUUUGAAGGACUUUCUCCGAAAUAUUCCCUCCAAACUUCUGUCAGAUGACCUGUAUGACAAGUGGAUGCUAGCUCUGGAGAAGCCAAGCAAGCAAGAAAAAAUUGAAGAACUGAAAGAGGUGGCUGACAAACUGCCCAGACCAAACCUGGUCUUGCUCAAGCACUUGCUCUCUGUGCUCCAUCGCAUCAGCCAGAAUGCUGACACCAACAGGAUGGACGCCAACAACCUUGCCAUCUGCAUAGGCCCAAACAUGCUGAGCCCGGGGACGGGCAGCACGCUGCCACUGGAGGUGCAGAAGGAGAUGAAUGACAAGGUGACGGUGUUGGUGGAGUUCCUUAUAGAACACAGCUCAGAAAUAUUUGGUGAGGACAUCCUAUGGCCUGUCAGCACCUUGGCUGGGGAGUCAACAGAGCACAUAGACAGCUCUACAGAACACCUAUGUGCUACUCAUCAGAAUGACUCUGCCUACGACAGCCCAGAUCCUGAAGCUGAAUGCUGUACUUCUGAACUAGAGAAGCCCAAAGGAAGAAGCACCGGUUUGAGCAGAAGAUAUCCGACAUGUGUUUCUGCCACAUCACUGACUAACUGCAAAAAUGACACCAACGUGAUGGACAGGAGGUACUCAGAGCCAGACCUAUCCUUCCAGGACCGUUUUGAAAGCAGAAUAAGGAAACAGAAGCUAAACAAAAGUGAGGACAGUUUUCCAGUUCAGCAGAAGCAGCUAAGUCUGGAGAAUGAGAUGCUGGACAAACGGCUUGCAAUCUUAUCUUCACAAUUAUCGAGUGACUCUCUAUCCAAAACAUCCUCCAGUUGCUCAUUAGAGAGCUCUGAUGGCUCAGUCUUUACCAGCUCACCAUUAGUUUCACCCUCUAGUCCCAAAAAAACCUUCUUAAAUAGGCCCCAGUCCUUUUGCAACAAGCCUCAUGAAGACUGCAGCACAACUAAGAGAGAGAUCAAAAAGCAUUCUAUGUCAUUUUCUUUUGCAAACCAGCGGAAAACACUAACGAAACACCAGAGUUGGGGGCCUGGAAAAUACAUGGGUUUCCAGAAGGACAGUUUCACAAAGAAAGACGAUCAGUUCUCCUGCAGAAUUGUGCAGGAAAACAGCCCCGAGGAUAUCAAACCACUGCAUAUGCCAUAUCAGCGAAGGUCACGUUUCAGGUCAGCUGAUGAAGUGUUCAGAGAGGUAGACCAGAGGAAUCCUGGAAGACCACCCUCUUACGAAGAAGCUACUAAGAACUGUGUGGCCACCCAUUGUUGCAAUCUCACAGUUCAGACUAUGAGAUUAAAGGUGUCAAACCAGGACGCUUUGCCAUCUGAUCCUUGUACCAGCCUUGCACAGGGCACAGCCGGUACAGCUUCAAAGGACCUGCCCAAUGACAGGCUUUCUGCAGUGAAUGAUUCUGCUGCAGAAACUGAAACUCUCAGUGUUACUGUUGGAAUAAACUCCCGCGUGAGUUUACCUGUAACCCCUGGCGUGUACAGAUUGAGAGCCAUGUCUGAAUCCUGCCACAAGAACAAACAUGAGUAUGUGGCACGGCGCUGCAGCCAGCCCAUUUUUGAGGCAGAGCAGAUACAAUAUGCUAAGGAAUCCUAUGUUUAAGAACUUCUUUCUCCUCUUCACAUUGUACAAAGUAAAUGUUGUAAAAAAUAGAUAUCUUGCUUGUGUUUUGUAAGAUAUUAGUUACAAGGGACCCAGAAUAAGCUAGCUUCAUAUCAACAUUUUUUUUCUUGGUGGCUCUUCUGAAGUGUUGGUCACUUUGCCAUGUCACGUUCUUCCACUAAAAGAGGUGUGUGUUGGUGGGGGGAAAAUAUGUAAAAUAUAUGAGUGAAUAUGAUGCUCAUAACGUGUCGUGUGGGAAAACUAGUCAGUAGCUGAUAAACAGUGUUGUAUGUGUAUCCCUAAAAGGACAAUUAAAAGGUAGGCAGGUCCAAGUACCUGUCCCACUUUCCUCUUCCUUUCUGUAUAGUCAGAGACUCUAUGCCAUUUGCCACGUGUGCAUCAGGCCGAUACAAUGCCUUGCUGAUAUUCUGCAUUAAGAAGAGGGUUGGCAGUUACCCCAACAGGAGAACAGCUAUUCUGUCAUCUAGGCCAUUUCUGCACUCUUUCAUCCAGCCCCUUGAACCUGCUGCCAUUCCUUCCUCCUGCUUGCUGGCCGUGAGAACAUUCUGACCGCGAGUCAGCAUUAGUAUUGUGUACUAAGACUGGGUUUACAGCCACUGAAGCCCUGCAGGGUCAUUAUGGGAAUGUAUCAAGUGAAUGUCAAGUGGCCUGAGAUGCUCUUAGUCUAAGUAAACUGGACAGACUAAACAGACAGAAAGAUCGCCUUCAGCUUUGCUCUCAUGAGAAAUAAUAAUAAAAAGAAAUCCCAUGAGGGAACGCUCCAGAUUCAAGCUUUAAUUAGUUAAAAAUGCAGAUCAUUUGUAACAUUUAAAGAGAGGAAAAGAACAUAUCCAGGUGUUGGCCUUAUAACCCUGUAAAGACAACAGGAAGUGCAAUGUGUUUUACAUGUAGGAACUUAUUUAGGUAAGCUCUCACCUUUCCUUUUAUGGCUCAGGAGCCGGCAGAGUUUUGGUUUUCUCCUGUGUAAAUUCACUACAAUAAAACAUUUUCUGUAUGACUGCCA